This is a messenger RNA of Coregonus sp. 'balchen', 3045 nucleotides long. The record is from the annotation of a GenBank genome assembly. NCBI's taxonomy places the organism in Eukaryota, Metazoa, Chordata, Actinopteri, Salmoniformes, Salmonidae.
GUUGAUUAUAGACUUACAAAAGCAGACAGUGGAAGGUCACCAUGGAUCUCGGUGAGUUUGAAGCAGACAACUCGGUGAGCUGUCGCCUGGCUUCAGCGAUACCCGAUGUCUGCAAGACAGAAGACUGCUGUUUGGGUAUCGAUGAAGCCGGCAGGGGGCCUGUACUGGGUGAGUGGGUCUCAACCAUGAAAAUAUGGGGUUUCUACCUCCUGUUCAAAUGUCAUGGAUUACUAGUCCAUGUUAUCUAAUCUAUUUUUACAUUUAGGUCAUUUAGCAGAUUUUUUUGGCUCCUAUUCAAACGUCAUGGAUCACUUAGUAGAUCACUGAAUGUCUGUUAUCUAGUUGCUUGGUCAUCAUUUGAUGUUGCUUGCUAAUAUCAUGCGUUUGCUCCACCAGGACCCAUGGUCUACGGAAUAUGUUUCUGUCCCAUCGGCAAAAAGGAAGAUCUGAAGGACUUGAAAGUGGCAGGUAAGUUCAUGAUGUAGGUUCAUGAAAGUUAAAAAAUAUAUAUAUACAUAAACAUUCAAGAGGAAUCCACCGUUAAAUAAUUCAUUAAUUAAUAUCAUACGUGUUCUGCAGGAUGCCUGUGUGACUGUAUUGUACAUGUCUGUGUCUCUACUGACAAACCUUUGAGGAUCAACAAAGUUGAUUCAUUCAUCUGUUUAUUGUACAAUGAUGAGUUACUGUGUCUCCUUUUCUAGACUCGAAGACAUUGACAGAGGCACAGAGAGAGCAUCUAUUCCGCAAGCUGGACGAGGCCAAGAGCUUUGUAGGCUGGGCUCUUCAGAUCCUCUCACCCAACACUAUCUCUACCAGCAUGCUGCAGAGGUAUUUAAACACAUACUGUACUACACACACACACACACACACACAGACACAGAGAAAGACAGACAGAGAGCGAACAAGAGAACCCACACACAGAUGAUUCUAACUGUUCUACUCUUCCACAGGUCCAAAUACAACCUGAACGCUCUCUCUCAUGACGCAGCCAUUGGCCUGGUACAGUUCGCCCUGGACAGUGGAGUACAGCUCAAAGAGGUACGGUACAAAGCAUCUUGAUUCUUGUAAACCAUGCAUACAAACACACCACUAUCAUCAAUACAACAUUACAAACCCUCUAAAUGUCCUUUCUGCCCUACUCUUUUCUCUCACUCUGUCUUUCUAUAUUCCUUUUUGUCUCUCCCUCGUUUUCUCCCUUUCUCUCUAUCAUAUCCACCACCCUUCCAACUAUAUAGACAUGUUAUUUUUACUCCUCAUUGUUAUUCACUGUGUAUUUAUACCUCUGGUCACUAUUUCAGUUUUUCUUUAUCUUAAACUCUGCAUUGUUGGGAAGGGCCUGUAAGUAAGCAUUUCACUGUUAGUCUACAUCUGUUGUUUACGAAGCAUGUGACUAAUGAAAUGUAAUUUGAUUGAUUUGACCAACCUUCUAUUACUACCCUGUCCCUUGUCCUCCCUCCCUCUCCCUGUGUGUGACAGGUUUUUGUGGACACGGUGGGUCCUGCAGAGAAGUACCAGGAGAAACUGUCCCAGCGGUUCCCCGGGGUGGAGGUGACCGUACGACCCAAAGCUGACUCCCUCUUCCCCAUCGUCAGCGCUGCCAGUAUCUGUGCCAAGGUCAGAGGUCACGCUAACUCUCUCAUUUUCUCUUAUAGUUUCCUCUCUUUGUCUCCUGUACCUCGAGACCAGGGAUCUGAAAGUACUGGAGUGAAGGGUUUUGUCCCAGAUUAGCAGGAUUGAGGUAGCCUGAGUGCCAGUCUGUCUGUGCUAUCAUGCCAACUCCUUGUCAAUCCUAGACAGCGAUUGAGUUGGCAGGAGCACAAACAGACCUGGGACCAGGCUAAGAAGGAGGAUCACUGGCCUAAAUGAUCUCUGCUGCUCCUUCAGGUGGCCAGGGACCAUUCAGUAAAAGACUGGAACUUUCCAGAAGACCUAGGAGAGGUGGAUGCAGACUACGGCUCUGGCUACCCCAACGGUCAGUAGGGGAACACGUUAGGGAACAUCUUCUCCCAUCACACUCUUUUUAAUGGCUUGACAACACUGGAACAAUAUAUGAAGUUCAUAAUCUUAUAUUAAAUCCUAGUUUAGUCAAAUUUGACUCAUGUUUUAGUCCUUUAUUGGUAGAAUUGGUUUAACACUAGAAGCGCAGAAACCAUCGUUUUGACAUCAUAUGAAUUUAAAUGUUGUAUAACAAUUUUAAAAGUCAUGGCUGGAAAAGGAUGGAGGUCCAUCUUUUCUGUUAAAUAGAAGAGUUUGUAGAAGUACAGUGUUUUAGUGCUGUAAUGGUAGAAUCUGUUUAAAAUAAAGUAGAAUGUCUUCUUGUGUGUUUCCUCCAGACCCGAAGACGAAGGCGUGGCUGCUGAAGUACCUUGACCCGGUGUUUGGCUACCCUCAGUUUGUCAGGUUCAGCUGGAGCACCACACAGACCCUGCUGGACAGCAAGGCUGUCACCGUACACUGGUGAGGAGAGAUGGGGUGGAAGUGGGGGGGGGGUGAGGGUCUGCGGUGAGAGAGGGCUACAGGUAGAUGGUGAAAAGUGCUCAGUGUUUACCCUAUAUUGUACUCAUUUAUUUUACUACUAUAACCCUGUUUACCCCCAUACAAGUGUUUGAGGAAAGGGUAGGGGCUAUAGCAAUGUGAAAGCUGUAUCUGUCUCUGUCUAUACAUUCAGUAGAACAAGUUCACAUAACUAUUUGUGUGUUAUCAGGGAUGAUGAUGAGGAGGAUGGGGAGAAGGCUGCAGCACGUCAGAACAACACCUCCAUGUUGUCCUACUUCAAGGCCGGCUCCAAGACCUCCGCCCAGCAGAGCAACACACACCAGACACACCGCUUCUUCACCGAGAGGAGACUGCAGAGCCUGGCCACACUCUGAGAGGAGGAAUACACCCACCCACUGAGACAUGGUGCAGGGCACACACACACUCUGUUUAACUGUCCAGUGUUUCCAGAUUUCUAUCAAAUAUGACCUAUAGUUAAUUACAAUAUUACUGAAAUAGUGUUCCUACCCAAUUUUUGUUAUUAAGUGUGUUAAAAAGCAGCUUUUCUGU